AUGGUCGUGUUCGACGCAUCAGCUACCAGCGAGGAUUUCGCCAGCGCCUUUUCAACAGAGAUCAGGGGUCGCACCUUCGUGAUCACCGGAGCCGGCCAGCCCAGUAUUGGCAGCAAGAUGGCCACUUCGCUAGCGAAGUUUGCGCCCGCGCAAAUCCUCAUUGCCUCGCGAACAGCCAAGGUCGAGCCCGUUCUCGAGCAGGUCAAAGAGAUCGAUCCGUCCGUGAAAGCCACCUUCGUACAGGUCGAUCUGUCCGACCACGACUCGCCCGGGAAACAUGGCGCUGAAGGCAUUGAAAUGCAGUUCUCGGGAAAUCACGUCGGCCAUUUUCUGCUUACGAAUCUGCUCGUUCCCGCUCUGCUCGCAGGGGCAGCUGAGACUGGCAAUGCUCGCGUCGUGAACCUCACUAGCUCGGGAUAUCUAAUCAGCCCCCUGGGUGCCCACCUGACGUGGGACGAUUACGCCGGAAUCUUCCCGGCCACGAAAAAGAACACUGGCCGGGACUUUGUGUUUGAAGAGCCUCGAUUCAAGAGUUAUACGCAUAUUGCCGCUACACCGCUGAUUGCUGCACUCGACCCCGAGCUUCCCGCCAAAUCUCCAGCUUAUCUGCAAAAUAGCCAGGUGACGCAGGCAGAAGCAGAGUAUGUGCGAGAUGAUGAGAGUGUUGAGAAGCUCUGGAAAUUGAGCGAGGAGCUUGUUGUUGAUAUGAAUAAAUUCGUGUCCCAUCAGAUCUUCACACUACGAGCGGGCUACGAUGUGGUUGAUCAAGCAUUUGGCCGACAGCACGCAUUCAAUCCAAGCUUCGGAGCAUUCUAUCUCCAUCCCUUGCUUCUACGGCCCAAAACACCGUUUUCCUAUCUUCUAAGAGGCCGCGAGAAUACUAUUCGCGUGCUUGCUUUUAUCUGGUUUAUCUAUCAAGUUGGGAAAGCAGUGUGGAAUAUUUCACCUUUCCAUCCCUUGAGCCAUAUCCCUGGCCCCAAGCUUGCGGGCGCUACGUAUCUUCCCGAGUUCUACUAUGACGUUGUCAAAUUCGGCCGGUAUACAAAGGAAAUCAAUCGAAUGCACGAUGUUUACGAUCCAAUUGUCCGGAUCAGUCCUAACGAACUUCAUUACAAUGGCAUUCAAUUUGCCAACGAGAUAUACCCAUUGGGAGGUCGGAAACGCGACAAACCUCUUCACCAGGUGAGAGGAAGUGGCACGGUACCGCACGCCAUUCUCUCAACCACACCAUACGAUUUGCACCGAAUGCGCCGCAGCGCCUUGGCUAAGUUCUUCUCACGCGGUCAUGUAUCGCGACUUGAGCCGAAGAUCCAUCGUCUCGUCCAACGACUUUGCGACAAGGUGUUGGCCCAAGGAAAAGAGCCAUUUGACGUGACUUCGGCGUUCAGUUGCUUCAGCACGGAUGUGAUAUCCGACUAUUGCUUUGGUGAGAGCUUCGGGUUUCUGGAACAGAAGUCCUGGGAACCGAACUUUCGGAAGCCAUUGUAUGCGCUGUUGAAGCCGCUUUUUCCGUUCCGGUUUUUUCCGUUCCUCGAGGGCCUGAGUGUUGCUGCUUCGGGUGUCACAAAGCAUCUAUCCGAGGACAUGAAACUACUUAUUAGAACACUGACGGUUGACAUGCCCAACAAGGUCCAGAGAGCCAAAGCCGACAUGGAGGCUGGAAUCAUGAACCGUAAUGGGCUCCCUGCUUGA
Aspergillus affinis is the source of this 1692-nucleotide messenger RNA. Its product is annotated as cytochrome P450. The record is from RefSeq and is a predicted model, not a curated record. The coding region runs from base 1 to 1692 and encodes 563 amino acids. Gene Ontology annotation, molecular function: oxidoreductase activity, acting on paired donors, with incorporation or reduction of molecular oxygen; monooxygenase activity; iron ion binding. NCBI's taxonomy places the organism in Eukaryota, Fungi, Ascomycota, Eurotiomycetes, Eurotiales, Aspergillaceae. The transcript is spliced from 9 exons.